Molecule: messenger RNA, 6735 nt
Organism: Pleuronectes platessa (European plaice)
Lineage: Eukaryota; Metazoa; Chordata; Actinopteri; Pleuronectiformes; Pleuronectidae
Gene: mical2b
Product: microtubule associated monooxygenase, calponin and LIM domain containing 2b
Exons: 37
Molecular function (GO): protein binding; FAD binding
Source: RefSeq, a predicted model, not a curated record
CCGGUCUACAAGCCGGGCUCCUCUCACGCUCCGCGGGUACAAUGUGCGGGUCAGGUCGCUGGAAGCAGAGAAGCGCAACGCGGACAUUAACCUGAGAACCGGCCGCGGGACGACAGAGAGCGACGUGCCCUGCCCGCAGAGAGGGGACUGAACCCGGGGAAGGACUCUGGAGCACCGCGGGCCUUUCACCUUUAUGGACCCGGCGCUAACCUGUUGAGCAUGAAGGAACACACAUCCUAAGAGUCUGGUACUGACGGUGUGGAAGGAGAGAACAGAACAGAACAGAAGAGGAGAGGAAGAGGAGAGGAGAAGCGGAGGAGAAGAGCGUCUGUCAGAGGGGAUUGGACCUUGGUCCCUGUGGGAGCAGAUGGGGGAGACGGAGGACGAGCGGACGGCUCAGGCCAGCCAGCUCUUUGAGAACUUCGUGCAGGCGUCCACCUGUAAAGGGACGCUGCAGGCCUUCAGCAUCCUCUGCCGGCAGCUGGGUCUGGAUCCUCUGGACUACAGCAGCUUCUACAGCUCGCUGAAGGCGGCCGUCAGCACGUGGAAGGUCAAGGCUCUGUGGACCAAGCUGGACAAGAGGGCGCAGCACAAGGUCUACAACCACAGCAAGGCCUGUCCGGGCACCAGGUGUCUGAUCAUCGGCGGGGGCCCUUGUGGUCUGAGAACAGCCAUCGAGCUGGCGCUGCUGGGCUGUAAGGUGGUGGUGAUCGAGAAGAGAGACACCUUCUCCCGGAACAACGUGCUCCACCUGUGGCCCUACACCAUCCACGACCUCAGGGGCCUCGGAGCCAAGAAGUUCUACGGCAAGUUCUGUGCCGGCGCCAUCGACCACAUCAGUAUCCGUCAGCUCCAGCUGAUGCUGCUGAAAGUGAGUCUGAUCCUGGGAGUGGAGAUUCAUGUCAACGUGGAGUUUGUCAAACUUGUGGAGCCUCCAGCGGAGCAGACUGAUGACAGCCCCGGGUGGCGAGCAGAGGUCCGGCCGUCCUCUCAUCCCGUCUCGGACCUCGUCAUCGACGUGGUGAUCGGAGCCGACGGACGCAAAUACACGUUAGACGGUUUCAGACGCAAAGAGUUCCGAGGGAAGUUGGCCAUCGCCAUCACAGCGAACUUCGUGAACAGGAACACCACGGCUGAGGCCAAGGUGGAGGAGAUCAGCGGCGUGGCCUUCAUCUUCAACCAGAAGUUCUUCCUGGAACUCAGGGAGGAAACCGGAAUCGACUUGGAAAACAUUGUUUACUACAGAGACAACACUCACUACUUUGUCAUGACGGCCAAGAAGCAAAGUCUGCUGGACAAACGGGUCAUCUUAAAUGACUACAUAGAGACAGAGCGACUGCUGAGUCCCGAUAACGUCAACCAGGAGGCGCUGCACUCGUACGCCCGCGAGGCCGCCGACUUCGGCACAAACUACCAGCUGCCGUCCCUCGACUUCGCCAUCAACCACUACGGGCAGCCGGACGUGGCCAUGUUCGACUUCACCAGCAUGUACGCCUCGGAGAACGCCGCUUUGAUCCGGGAGAAGCACGGACACCAGCUCCUUGUCUCACUGGUGGGAGACAGUCUGCUCGAGCCCUUCUGGCCGAUGGGCACGGGCUGUGCUCGGGGUUUCCUGGCAGCCUUCGACACGGCGUGGAUGGUGAAGGGCUGGGCACAAGGGAGGAGUCCUCUGGAGGUACUGGCUGAGAGGGAGAGUAUUUACCGACUGCUGCCUCAGACCACCACAGAGAACAUCAGCAAGAACUUUGAGCAGUACGCCAUUGACCCGGCGACACGCUACCCCAACCUCAACUCCAGCUGCGUGCGCCCACACCAGGUUCGUCACUUGUACAUCGAUGGACAGAUGGACUCUUAUAAGCCGGAGAGAGGAGGCCCGACUCGCCGAUCUGUCAACCUGUCCAGAAGAGAGUCGGACGUGCGUCCUGGCCGCCUGCUGACCUGGUGUCAGAAGCAGACUCAAGGCUACAGAGGCGUGGACGUCACCAACCUCACGUCCUCCUGGAGGAACGGCCUGGCCCUCUGCGCCCUCAUCCACCACCAGAGGCCUGAGCUCAUUGACUAUGAGUCUCUAAACGACGAGGACGUAGCCGGGAACAACCAGUUGGCGUUUGACGUGGCGGAGCGAGAGUUCGGCGUCCAGCCGGUGACCACGGGGAAGGAGAUGGCUGCGGAGGCGGAGCCAGACAAGCUGCUCAUGGUCCUCUACCUCUCCAAGUUCUACGAGGCCUUCAGGAAUUCACCGGUGAACGGAGCCAGAGAAGCAGAUGAAAACAGUGAAGGUUAUUCAUCUAAAGCCAACCACAAGCCGCUGAGCCUGCCUGUGCAGAGGAAGAGGAUACCCAGGGAUGAGAAGACAGCAGAAGAUGAUUCUAUUAACAAGAGAAGACGAAAGGGGAACAACUACCUCACAGAGCUGUCCUGUCACAGUGCGCUACCUGCUGGUGAGGACGGGGAGCUGCGGGAGAACAAGGUGCGCUCCAUGGCCACUCAGCUGCUCGCCAAGUUUGAGGAGAACUCGUCCACAGCAAAGACGCACAGCAAGUCUGAUGAAGUCCCUCCUGAUCCAUCCUCUUCUCCUCCUCUGUCUCCUUCCACCUCUCCGCCUCCUCUCUCAGAAGAGGAGGAGGAUGACGAGGGAGAAAAGGAGGAGGAGGAGAGAGAGAACCCCCGGUUUGCAAAGCCCAAAUACGCCCCUCCUCCUCCUCCUCUGCCCCCCACCCGCCCCAAGUGGCAGCCGUCCAUCUACCUUCGCCUGCUGGAGAACUCUCCCAAACCCACUCCCCCUGUGAGCAGUUACAGUCGCUCUCCCUCCCCCUCCUUCUCUAAGAGCCCUCCCCGCUCACCCAGCCCUAAUGUCACCGAGCGUUACUACCCAGAAUGCACCUCUCCUGACCUCGCACCCUGGCGUUUGUCUGCCUCCUCUCUGUCGAGCACUGAUCCUGCAGCUGAUUGGUCAGACGAGUCCGUGCAGCAGAGCAAAGGCCACCAGCAGACCUUUUCUAGGAGGAGCAUAAAGGAGCGAGGCGACCUCCUCUCCUCCAUGUUUCCCACGUCUCAAAAACCUUCUCCUGCUCCUCUUUCUCCUCCUCCUGGGUCCCAGGUGGAAGUCUCUACCUCCUCCCCUCUUUCUUCAUCACCUUCUCCUCCUCCUCCUCCUCCUCCUUCCUCUGUAUCUAAGAGCUCCACCGUCUACCCUGUGGUCCACCCUGUCCCUGAGCCCACUGCCCAGGCUGGUUUCUCCUCUGUCUCCCCCUCCUCUUACUUGUCUGGACACAAAGACAGGACUCGUACAGACUCCUCCAGUCACUCGUCUUACUGUGACUCUGAGAUAACCGAGCUAAUAUCCUCCACUAACGCCGACGCCUCCCAGUGCAAGCACCAAACGUCUCCUCGCCUCUCCAGCUCCUCGUCUUCACUCCCAGUUUCUUUAACACAGAGGAAACUCGAGAAAUCUCCGACUGAUCGGAAAAAUGAUCUGGAAAAACUCAACAAAACGUCUCUGGAGACUUUUGAUGAUGAGAAAUUAUCUGAACAUGAUCACAUGAAGUCCACUGGGAUCUGUCCUCUGGAGACCACCAGACACUUCAGUCCAAAGUCGCUCUCUCGCUCUGAGAGUUGUCCGACCGGAGCGGCUCGUUACAGUAAAGAGCGAAUAGUGGGAAAGGUUUCCUCAGCCAUAGACGCUAAAGCUCAGUUACUGGCCAUCCUGUAUGAGACCGACCACCGGCCCAGUAGCACGCCGUGCGUGGCACGUAAGGACUUCUCUGCCGGGCUCGGCGGCAGCGACGUCUGCCACUUCUGCACCAAGCGAGUGUACGUGAUGGAGAGGCUGAGCGCCGAGGGCUUCUUCUUCCACCGCGAGUGCUUCCGCUGCGACAUCUGCAACUGCACCCUGCGGCUGGGGGGGCACACCUUCGACUCUCAGGAGGCAAAGUUCUACUGUAAGAUGCAUUUCACCCAGCGUCAGUCCAGCUCCCACUCGGGCAGGUUCAAGAGGAGAAUGGACGAUCAGAACCGGGCCACACCCUUGUCUCUGGACGCUGGAAGCUUCUCGGCGACGGGCAGCGGUCAGACCCAUCCCCCAGGUGCAGCUGCCGGUUCUCACUCGGAGCAGUUUGAUAAAUCUCAGAAACGAGUUCCUGACGAGACGGAGACGGGUGUCGAGGCUCUGGAGGCCGACGCCGCCGCGUCUCAGGGUCAAAGCCACGACGCAGCCAAAGGUUCAAACACCAAACAGAACAAUCGAUGGAGGAAGAAGAUCAGAGCGACCUUCCCGCUGAUCUUCAUCAAACACUUCCACAGAAGUCUACCUCUGGACAGAGACACACCGGAGACUGUACCUGAAGACUUUGAGGAGAUCACAGUAGCAGAAAUACAAACUGUACGUUGAACGUCGGAGCCACAGACUCGUCCGGACAGAAGUGAGAAGAGAGAAGAAGCUGCUCCAACAACAGUUUCACCUCCAAAGACUCGACUGAAGAUUUCUGUGGCCGACAAAGAGAAGCUGUUGAACUGGGACGUCGGGCUCACGCCUGAGGAAACAGAACCCAGAGCUCCACAGCAGCAGGAAGUCCAGGUGACGUCAGAGACUGGAGCAGAUCAGCUUCACUCAGACUCGAACCUGGACCAGGACGGAGAAUCAUCCCAGAACCAGACCUCCUCCCACUCCACCUUCCAGCUCAUAGCCAGUGCCUUCAGGAGGAGGUUUAGUGGGACCAAUCCGUCCAGCAGCUCCAACACAGCAGUCACAAUGAGGCCCAAACGAAAUGGGGCCCACAAGCAGAGGCCCCUGUCGGAUGGAGCGUUCAGCUUUGGCUCCCUCUUCAGUUCCAUGAGUCAGGAGGCGUCCAGAGAGAAGGAGGAGCAGCAGGAGGAGCAGCAGCAGCAGGAGGAGGAGGAGAAGCAGCCUGAGGCCCGGGUGGGGCCUGUAGGAGCCGAUCCGUGGGGGGCCGGGCAGGACCUGCCCUCGCUGCUGCAGCAGGUGUCCCUGAAGAGCCGCAGUGCCCAGGGAGGCGGGUUCUCUGACGACAUGGGUUCGCUGCCCCGCAGGAGGCUCGACCUGUUCUCCUCCCUGAGGCUGAGGAAGAGGGAGGUGUCGGACAUCGAUGGGAAGGAGCAGGAGGUGCAGAAGGAGAUCAGGACCAUUCUCACCAACCUCAGAAACAAAGCCUCCAGUCGACAGAAUCUGGACGCUCCUUCCUCCAGUGACGAUGAAGAUGAAAACCUGCCGCUGCGUCAGAAGUUUCAGCUGUGUCCAGAGAGACAGAGGAGGAAGCAGGAGAAGAUCGUGGCUCAGCAGACGAAACGGGAACAACUGAAGAGACUUCACAGAGCCCAGGUGAUUCAAAGACAACUGGAGGAGGUGGGAGAGAAGCAGAAAGACGUGGAGGAGAGAGGAGUCACGAUAGAGAAGAUCAUCCGAGGAGAAACUGAAUCCUCCCAGUCAGAGGACGGUGACGAGGCCCGGUUCUAUCAGUCCUGGUUCAAACUGGUUCUGGAGAAGAACAGGUUGGCCCGCUACGAGUCUGAACUCAUGAUCUUUGCCCAGGAGCUGGAGCUGGAGGACACACAGAGCCGCCUGCAACAAGACCUGCGACGCAGAAUGUCCGUUGAGGAUACGACGAAGAGCGCCUCCCAGCUGCGGGAGGAGCAGGAGAUGCUGUCGGCGAUCAUGAGGACGGUGGAGAAGCGGGACAUGUUGGUGUCUGUGCUGGAGCAGCAGAGGCUGAAGGAGAAGGCCGAGGACCGAGACCUGGAGAGUGUGGUGCUGUCCAAGGGCUACGAGCUCCACUGGGCCCCGGCGGACGAGAGCUGGGGGCAGGAGCGGCAGGAGUGUGAGGGUUGAGCAGGACGGACGCUACCAACCUUUUUAAAGAAACAGAAUUUUAACAUAAUUAAUGUUGUGAGGCUGGAAAAUGUCUUUAAGACGACGGCGAGGCCUCGCUUGUCUUUCACCUGCGGCUGAGCGAAGACUCUAAAGCUGAUUUCAGACUCGGGUCCAGAAAGUUUCUCAUGUGGAGCAGCAGCAGCAGGUUGUCGGGUCCGACCAUUCCGGCGAGGGGCGGAGCCUGUAGAGCAGCAGGAGGUCUCCUCGCUCGUCCUGAAGCUCCAAGUGUUUGUCACUGUGCGAUUGUUUUAAGUCUGUGUCAUAAAAACAGAGAUGUGUGUUAUUUUAGUCACUGUUGGGCACUUUGUGUGAGUGCAAGACUUCUUGUGCGUGUUUUAAUAUUUGUUUCACUUUGUGCUUGAACACUCACAAAUAAUAUUUAAUGGUAUUUACAAUCGGACACUAAUGAACACAGGUGAAACGUUAUCCUGUCUGCAGGUGUGAGUGUGUGUUUGUGUGAGUGUGUGUUUGUGUGUGUGUGUGAUGUAGCUUCUCACUGGACAGAAAUACGCUGCUGCUCGUCACAGCUCAAACUGUGAUGUCACAGGUCAAACUGUGAUGUCACAGCCCCGGAGCUGCUGGUCAGAGAUGUGACGUGAACAUUCUUCUCAAUCAGAGGAGAUUCUCCUGAUUCUGCUGUCGAGUUACGUGUUUACAUGAAUCUUAAUAUUUGAAUAAGGAGCAAACACUUUCUCCUCUUAGGCUUUAAAAGUUUGAUCAUGAUGUGAAUUAACACUAAAUUAAUUAAGUUAUGUUUUCAUGUGAUGUUUCUGUUCAUUUCAGUUUUAUGCUGCUUCAAAUCUUUUAAAAAAGAAUCUUUAAUAAAAAUUUAUAUAAAAUGUUGAUAA